This is a messenger RNA of Erigeron canadensis, 1418 nucleotides long. Its product is annotated as serine/threonine-protein phosphatase PP-X isozyme 2-like. The coding region runs from base 136 to 1053 and encodes 305 amino acids. The record is from RefSeq and is a predicted model, not a curated record. Gene Ontology annotation, molecular function: protein serine/threonine phosphatase activity. Gene Ontology annotation, biological process: double-strand break repair via homologous recombination; peptidyl-serine dephosphorylation. The transcript is spliced from 8 exons. Gene Ontology annotation, cellular component: nucleus; cytoplasm. Lineage: Eukaryota; Viridiplantae; Streptophyta; Magnoliopsida; Asterales; Asteraceae.
AUCCAUCAAAAGGGAUACAUACACCUGGAAGUCAGUCAUACUCCCAUCAAUAAUCCCUCCGUCCGCCUAAAACCCCAUCGGCGGUCGGGCCCCGCCUUCUACAAACCCUAAUUAAAUCCAGCAACCGGUCCAGCGAUGUCAGACCUAGACCGGCAAAUUGAGCAGCUCAAGAACUGCGAACCGCUUUCGGAAGCUGAAGUCAAGUCUCUUUGCUUAAAAGCAAUGGAAAUCCUUGUCGAAGAAAGCAAUGUUCAGCGUGUCGAUGCUCCCGUCACCAUAUGUGGCGAUAUCCAUGGGCAGUUUUAUGACAUGAAAGAGCUUUUUAAAGUAGGCGGUGAUUGCCCAAAAACUAGCUAUUUGUUUCUUGGGGACUUUGUGGACAGAGGGUUUUACUCAGUGGAGACAUUUUUGCUAUUGCUUGCCUUAAAGGUGAGGUAUCCAGAUCGGAUUACACUAAUUAGAGGCAACCAUGAGAGCAGACAGAUUACACAGGUGUAUGGAUUUUAUGACGAGUGCCUAAGGAAGUAUGGUUCUGUAAAUGUUUGGAGAUACUGCACCGAUAUAUUUGAUUACUUAAGUUUAUCUGCUCUCAUUGAGAACAAAAUAUUUUCAGUUCAUGGUGGUUUAUCUCCUGCUGUCCACACAUUAGACCAGAUCCGGACUAUUGACCGGAAGCAAGAAGUACCCCAUGAAGGUGCCAUGUGUGAUCUUCUAUGGUCAGACCCUGAGGAUAUUGUGGAUAGCUGGGGAUUGAGUCCACGUGGUGCUGGUUUCUUGUUUGGUGGUAGUGUUGUCACCUCUUUUAACCACACAAACAACAUUGAUUACAUUUGUCGAGCUCACCAGUUGGUAAUGGAAGGUUAUAAGUGGAUGUUCAAUAACCAGAUAGUUACCGUCUGGUCGGCUCCAAAUUACUGUUACCGGUGUGGCAAUGUAGCUGCGAUUCUUGAGAUAGAUGAGAACCUCGACAAACGGUUUCGUGUAUUUGAAGCGGCCCCACAGGAAUCAAGAGCGUCUCCUGCUAAAAAACCAGCUCCAGAUUACUUUUUGUGAUGGAAGAUUCAGUGAGAUGAAUAUGGUUUUGCUUAUGAUAACAAAGCAUCAAUCUGAUGUUGAGUUCAUGACUGGGCAAGAAGAGUGGUUUUUCCAAUAAUUGUUUGGGAAACCUCAUUAUCAACAAUGGAUUAUGUCUCUUUGCUCAUAUAAUUGAUUUCAUUUUCAAGAAUCGGUAGCAUUAGUGUGUAUCAAUUGUGCAUGUACAAGGUGAUUGUAUUGGUGAACUAUAGGGGGCACAUACCUGACUUCAGUCCUCACAGGGGGCUGAAAUCUGAUUUACCAAUAUAUUUUGGAUUUGAAAACAUUUUUGUAUAAACAUUGGACACCCAGAGGCAUUAGCAAUGAACAGUGUCUGUUGAUCA